UUGGCGUGGCUUGCUUCUUCUCCACAGAGCAUCAGCUAUGCACAGAUGUGGCCUUCUCACAUUCUUUAAGGAGCCAGUGCCUUUGAAAAGCAUUUCUGUGGACAUCCUUGUCCGCGGUUUCGUGGCUGACAUAGUGUCUGAACUCCAGUACCAGAAUGAGGAAAAGAACCCAGUGGAGGCCACCUUUGUCUUCCCUCUGGAUGAUGAGGCUGCAGUAUAUGCCUUUGAGGGUCUGAUCGGUGGGACACGGAUUGAGGCCCAGAUCCGAGAGAAGAAGCAGGCAGAGCAAGAAUACAAGGAUGCCCUGAGCGAAGGCCGUCAGGCUUUCCUGCUUGAGAGAGAAGAAAACACCAGUGACAUUUUCACAUGCAGCCUGGGCAACCUUCCUCCUGGUGGGGAGGCCACACUGAAACUGCGCUAUGUUCAAGCACUAUCUGUGGAACCGGAUGGUGCCGUCCGUUUUGUCCUGCCCGCUGUCCUGAACCCCCGCUAUGUUCCUGCAGGCUCAGAAGGGGGCACUGUUUCCCAGAGGAUACCACGAGUGCCCACAGGAGCUCUGCCCUACACACUCAGCCUCAUUGCCAGGGUGGAGUCCCCCUACGGCAUCAACCGCAUGGACUCAAACUGCAGUCUUCUGCAGAAUAUGACAGAGGACCACAGUGCUGCCCAGGUCUCCUUGGCUAAAGGGCACCAGUUUGACCACGAUGUGGAACUGCUGAUAUAUUAUGAAGAUGUUCACAAGACCAGUGCCAUUUUAGAGGCUGGGAAGUCUGGAGCUACCCCAGGUUCUCUGAUGGGGGACCCGGCCCUUCUGCUAACCCUAUACCCCAACAUUCCCACUGUCAAGCCAGGUCAGAGUGUUGCUGGAGAGUUCAUCUUCCUGCUGGAUCGCUCUGGCAGCAUGGAUACCACCAUGGAUAACAAUUAUGGCUCACCCUCACGCAUCAAGAUUGCUAAGGAGACCUUGAUUUUCUUGCUAAAGAGCCUCCCUCUGGGAUGUUACUUCAACAUCUAUGGCUUUGGCUCUACUUUUGACUCACUUUACCCGCAGAGUGUGGAGUACACCCAGCAGACCAUGAACACAUCUGUCCAACGUGUGAAGGAGCUGACAUCUGACUUGGGAGGCACAGAGAUUUUAAGACCCCUGAAGGCCAUUUACAGCCAGCCAUGCCUUGAAGGACGUCCUCGACAGCUCUUUGUUUUCACCGACGGAGAGGUGUCCAAUACGAACGAGGCCAUUGCUGAAGUUCGACUUCACAGUAGCUCCCACAGGUGCUUCUCCUUUGGCAUUGGGGAAGGGGCCUCCACAGCUCUCAUCAAAGGCACUGCUCGAGCUGCUGGAGGCAGUGCUGAAUUCAUCAUUGGCAAGGAACGCAUGCAGGCCAAGGCUUUGCAGAGUCUGAAGAAGGCCCUUCAGCCAGCAGUGACGGGGAUCUCUCUGAGCUGGGAGUUGCCUCCUGGCCUCGAGGCCACCCUGGUGGGGUCAGGACCUCAGGUCAUUUUCCAAGGGCAGUGCUGCCUCAUCUACGCCCAGGUCCGUGGGCAACUUCAGGCAAGUGAUCCACCUGAGGGGACAGCAGUUGUUCGGUAUAAUUUCCAAAACGAGACUCCCACAGAAACGACAAAGUUCUCACUCCAUCUUGAGGAGACAGACAGGCUCCCUGUUCACCGUCUUGCAGCUCAGGCACUGUUGCAGGAACUAGAGGAGGCCAAGGAGGAGGUGGAGGAAAAGCAGCGCCUGGCACUAGAGACAAGCCUGAGCUCCGGGGUGGUGUGUUCCCAGACAGCCUACGUGGGUGUGAACACGGAGCUGGGCAAGCCGGUCCAAGGGCCCCUCCUCCACAGAGACGUCCCCCUUCCGGGUGAGUUGUGAGCAAAAGAGGGCGGACCAGUCCCAGGCCCCAAGUGGCCGUUGAAUCAAACAGGGGUCUGAUUUGCAGCUGAGCCUCUCCAGGUAGUCUGGAGUCUUGCCUGGAGGAGCUUCAGUUGAAAAGCCAUUGCUCCCUGGACUUCAGCUGUC
Molecule: messenger RNA, 2020 nt
Organism: Candoia aspera
Lineage: Eukaryota; Metazoa; Chordata; Lepidosauria; Squamata; Candoiidae
Product: von Willebrand factor A domain-containing protein 5A-like
Exons: 13
Coding region: 38-1873 (611 amino acids)
Source: RefSeq, a predicted model, not a curated record